Molecule: messenger RNA, 989 nt
Organism: Cynara cardunculus var. scolymus (artichoke)
Lineage: Eukaryota; Viridiplantae; Streptophyta; Magnoliopsida; Asterales; Asteraceae
Product: ethylene-responsive transcription factor RAP2-3-like
Exons: 2
Coding region: 39-737 (232 amino acids)
Biological process (GO): regulation of DNA-templated transcription; ethylene-activated signaling pathway
Molecular function (GO): DNA-binding transcription factor activity; DNA binding
Source: RefSeq, a predicted model, not a curated record
CCUGCAGUUCUCCCUUUCUCUCUCUAACAACACCGAAAAUGUGCGGUGGAGCUCUCAUCUCCGACGCCGAUCCGGUCUUCAAUCGUGACCGGAAGCUGACUGCCGAUGAUCUCUGGUCUGAGUUCGACGCCUCUGAUCUCUACGGCUGGGAUUUCAAACCACAAACACUCUGUUACGCCACUGAAGUUGCUACCAAGAACGAAACUAUUUCAGACCGCAAAAAAUUCAUCACCAAAGAGCCAAGAGACGAAAGGACUCGGAAGCCGAGUGAGAACAAGGCAAAACCCAGGAAGAACAAGUACAGAGGGAUCAGGCAGCGGCCAUGGGGAAAAUGGGCAGCCGAGAUCCGGGACCCACAGAAGGGUGUCCGAGUCUGGCUCGGCACAUUCAACACAGCUGAAGAAGCGGCUCGAGCCUAUGAUGAUGCCGCCAAGCGUAUCCGAGGUGAUAAGGCAAAGCUCAACUUUCCCAUGCCACCCGCUAAGAAGCUGUGCGUCGAGCCCCCCACUGAGUCAACUCAGUUGGCCAUGCAUGGACCACCAUCACCACCUGCAUUGCUGGAUUAUAAUCAGUUCCAAAACCAAGUUUACCACCCAAGCAGUGUGGCUGAUGAAUAUGAGUUCAAGGAACAGAUCUCGAACUUGGAGACCUUCUUAGGUCUUGAUCAUGAGUUGACUCAGUUUGGUGGGCUCAGUGAUGAGUCGGCUCAUCUUUGGAUGAUGGAUGACUUCAUUUGAGCUGUAUGCAUACAGUCUGAGUGAGCAACUGAGUCGAGUGAGUUAACCCAGUGAGUACUGUAGUUAGUCAUCUCUAUAUUAAAGCAAGACUUAUGUUGUGUUAAUAAGUUGGUUUGGUAAGGGUGCGAAUUCGACAAUAAGUUGUGUGCUUUUCUGUGGCACGCACCAUGUGUGUUUUUCUGUUUCUUUUUGGUAUGUUUGUUUUAGAGUCGUAUAUAUUUAUAAGAAUGAACUCUGGUAUGCUAUGUACUU